Phalacrocorax carbo (great cormorant) is the source of this 4504-nucleotide messenger RNA. The record is from RefSeq and is a predicted model, not a curated record. NCBI's taxonomy places the organism in Eukaryota, Metazoa, Chordata, Aves, Suliformes, Phalacrocoracidae.
UGCCAUUUUGCAGCGUCAGCCGGGCGGCGAAGCCUCCCCGGCAGCUGCGCAGAGGGGCCGCGCUCGCAGGGAGCGGCGGAGGGAGCCGGUGGGGAGGGCGGUGCAGGCCAAUGAGUUAAAGAGUCGCCGCCGCCGCCGCCGCUCGGGCAGGAGCCGCGCCGCCGCCCCGCCGAGUUUGGGGUUCGCUUUCCCUCCUUUCCUUCCCCUCCCUCCUACCGACAGCCGCCCGGCGGCCUCUCCCGGGCCGCCCCCACCCCGCCAGCCUCCCUCCCUCCCUCCCGCCGUGCCUGCCCGGGGGCCGCCCGCACCAUGCCGUCCGUGCCGCUGCCGCCCAAGGAGAGCAACCUUUUCAAGCGGAUCCUGAAAUGUUACGAACAAAAACAGUACAAAAAUGGACUCAAGUUCUGCAAGAUGAUACUCUCUAACCCGAAAUUUGCUGAACAUGGAGAGACACUUGCGAUGAAAGGACUGACCUUGAACUGCUUAGGGAAGAAGGAAGAAGCAUAUGAAUUUGUUCGUAAAGGACUUCGUAACGACGUAAAGAGUCAUGUCUGUUGGCAUGUCUAUGGUCUUUUGCAACGUUCUGAUAAGAAAUAUGAUGAAGCCAUCAAGUGUUACCGGAAUGCACUCAAACUAGAUAAAGAUAAUCUACAGAUCUUGAGAGAUCUCUCGCUGUUGCAAAUCCAGAUGAGGGAUUUAGAAGGAUAUAGAGAGACAAGGUACCAGCUACUUCAGCUGCGCCCCACACAACGGGCUUCCUGGAUUGGAUAUGCCAUUGCAUACCACUUACUAAAAGAUUAUGAUAUGGCCUUAAAACUGCUUGAAGAAUUUAGGAAAACACAACAGAUUCCUCCUAAUAAAAUAGAUUAUGAAUAUAGUGAACUGAUUUUAUAUCAAAAUCAAGUGAUGAGAGAGGCAGAUCUAUUUCAGGAGUCUUUAGAACAUAUAGAGACAUACGAAAAGCAAAUAUGUGAUAAAUUAAUAGUAGAAGAAAUCAAAGGAGAGAUGUUACUGAAGUUGGGAAGACUGAAAGAAGCGGGUGAAGUAUACAGAGAGUUAAUUGAGCGCAAUGCAGAAAACUGGUAUUAUUACGAAGGCUUGGAAAAGGCCCUACAACCUAGCACUUUAGAAGAGAGGCUUCAGAUUUAUGAAGAAGUUAGUAAAAGACAUCCCAGAGCAGUUUCACCUAGAAGAUUACCUUUAAACUUUGUUUCAGGUGAAAAAUUUAGACAACUAAUGGAUAAGUUCCUGAGGGUAAACUUCAGUAAAGGCUGCCCACCCUUGUUUACCACUUUGAAAUCUUUAUAUUACAAUCCAGAAAAGGUUUCUACAAUCCAAGAACUUGUUACUGGUUACGAAGCCUCUUUGAAAACUUGUGACCUUUUUAGUACAUGUGAAAAUGGAGAGAAAGAGCCCCCGACGACACUGCUUUGGGUUCGAUAUUUCCUGGCACAGCACUUUGACAAACUUGGCCAGUGUUCUUUGGCCUUGGAUUACAUUAAUGCUGCAAUUGCAAGCACUCCAACAUUAAUAGAACUAUUCUAUUUAAAAGCAAAAAUUUAUAAGCAUGUAGGUAACCUCAAGGAAGCUGCCAAAUGGAUGGAUGAAGCACAGUCUUUGGAUACUGCAGACAGGUUUAUCAAUUCUAAAUGUGCUAAAUACAUGCUGCGAGCAAAUAUGGUGAAGGAUGCAGAGGAAAUGUGCUCUAAAUUUACAAGGGAAGGAACUUCUGCUAUGGAAAACCUAAACGAGAUGCAGUGUAUGUGGUUCCAGACUGAAUGUGCUGCAGCUUAUCAAAGGCUAGGGAAGUAUGGUGAUGCCUUGAAAAAAUGCCACGAAGUAGAAAGACAUUUUUUUGAGAUAACGGAUGAUCAAUUUGACUUCCACACAUACUGCAUGAGAAAGAUGACUCUCCGUGCCUACGUAGACCUUCUGAGAUUAGAAGAUGUGCUCAGGAAACAUGCCUUCUACUUCAAGGCUGCUCGAUCAGCAAUUGAAAUCUACUUGAAGCUGCAUGAUAAUCCUCUAACCAAUGAAAGCAAAGAACAAGAAGUGAAUUCAGAAAAUCUCUCAGCCAAAGAAUUGAAGAAAAUGCUUAGCAAGCAAAGAAGAGCGCAGAAGAAAGCAAAACUCGAAGAGGAAAGAAAACAUGCAGAAAGAGAACGACAACAAAAGAAUCAAAAGAAAAAGCGAGAUGAAGAGGAGGAGGAAAUUAGUGGACCUAGGGAAGAGCUAGUUCCUGAAAAACUGGAAAGGGUAGAAAAUCCAUUAGAAGAAGCCAUUAAGUUCCUUAUACCACUUAAGAAUCUUAUUGGAGAUGACAUAGAAACACACUUACUAGCAUUUGAAAUAUACUUUAGAAAAGGAAAGUUUCUGUUAAUGUUACAGUCUGUCAAAAGAGCUUUUGCUAUCAACAGUAAUAACCCAUGGCUACAUGAGUGCUUGAUUAAAUUCUCUAAAGCUGUGUCUGACCAUAGUAACCUCCCAGAGAUUGUGAGCAAGGUCCUAACUCAAGAAAUGCAGAAAAUCUUUGUUAAUAAAAACUUGGAAAGUUUUAAUGAAGAAUUUCUCAAACACAAUGCUACCUCCAUUCAGCACCAACUGUCAGGUGCAAAGAUGAUGUAUUUCCUGGACAAAUCAAGACAAGAAAAAGCAAUUGCGGUUGCUACUAGGUUGGAUAAAAACAUGAGAGACAAAAAUGUGAAGACAUUAACAAAGGUUUUUGAGGCGCUGCUUGAUGGCAGUUUUGGAAGCUGCCACACUCAAUGUGAAGAAUAUCAAGCAGCAUGUCAUAAACUGUUUCCUUUUACGUCUGCCUUUAUGCCUGCCACAAACGAGGACGAUAGCAGCAUUGCAUCUGUGAAUCAUACAGCCAUUAACCAUGAUUUGCUGUCUAAUGAAAUCUGAGGUAGUGUGUGUGAGCCCCUCUGUGUGUGUGUGUGUGUAUACCUACAUGCACACAUGUAUAAGAAACUCUGACACUCGUUACAUGCUGGCUGGAUACAGAUCAGGGUUACUUUUCCAGGUUGUAUUUUAAUAUCUUUAACAGGUAUAAAACAAAAUAUUUGGAUAGUUAAAUGAAAUGGAGUAUGCUUAGUUUUUUUCCUCCCAACAAAAACUGCCAAUAUUUAUGUAAACAUUAUCCUUAAUCAGCAUUUUUCAUGUUUAUACUUGUACAGUUUUAAGUCUUUUAAUAAUCCAUCAGCCCUCCCUCACAAAAAAUAUGGAUGUUGAAGACUGCUUUCACAUAAGUGUUGUUACAUAUACAGAUAAAUGUGAUCAUAUCCUGUUAAUAAAUUACCAUUUGAGCGUUUUUAGCAGAUUAAGACUGAAGUGCUGCUUGAAUUGCCCUUUUUGUCUUUUACAGUUCUUUAGGGUUUUUUCUGGGUUUGUUUUUUUAUUUUAUUUUUAUCUUUGUUCUCUUUUGGUUUUUUGAAGCACAGUGACAAUGAAAGCAUUGGGGGUUUGCAUGUUUUUAUCAGGUGUGUGUCUUAUAAGGAACCAGUGUUGAUGGAUAUGAAGAUUAGGUUUGUGUUUAAAAAAAAUGUAAAAAAACCCAACCCCAAACCACCUAAGGCUUUAUAAAAACUAUUCUAUCUACCUUGUGUUCCACAGCUGUUGUUUCCUUAAGUUUAUGGUCAGUUUAACAAAAUUAAGUUUGAGUAUUCUGAAGCAAUUAGCUGUGAAAACAAUGAAUUUGAUACUGUUUUGUCCUUUGUUCCAUCUUCUUCCUUUUCUUCCUUCUGGUUUCUCGCCAUCUGUUCACCUAUUGAUACUUAAGUUGAAGAAGCUGCUCCAAUUUUGGGCAAAUGCAGAAGGUACAAUACUGGGGAAUACAGUUCUUCUCUACAUCAUAAAGAUUCACUGCUAAGUUUACUGUAUUAUCUCCAUUAAAAGUCUUAGUUGUCCACUUAUGGCCAAUACUCCAGUACUUCUCAUGCCUAAAGACUAUUGCUUUAGGUGCUGCAAAGCAAAUAGUAUGUGUGAGAAAUAUGUUUUACAUUUAAAACUGUUUAAGGGAGCACAAAGGGGCUGACUGCAAAUCAUAAUGAACCUUUUUCUUUCUUUGUUUUCUGGUGCAUUAACUAUUAAAUAUACAACACAUCAAAAUGGAAGUCUGAAUCUAAUAUACCUAUUUAAAGCAUAGUAUUGCUGGACAAAAUGGCUACAUAUGACAGCUUUACAUUCUAUAAGAACUGCUAUCAAAACGUAACUAUACUGUGGCUUGUACAGAAAAUCCGUUUUCUGGAAACUGUAAUGGAAUCAUCCGAUCAUGGUUUGUUUUUAUUUCACUGCAAUGUAAAUAACUUCAGUAAUAUUAACUAGCCCCUCAAAGGCAAAUAUAAGUUCAUGAAGAGGGGAUUUUAUUAAGACAAAUAAACUGUUCUAAUUAAAAUUCUCCUUUGUGUGUCAUCUGUUUAGAUUCAAAAUUGUUGAAUGGAAAACUCACUGUAAAAUAUUGCCAACAUAUGUUAUGCUGUAAUAAAUUAUUUUGUACACACUU